CUAGUUAAGCAAGGCUUAGUUCCUACUCCAGCCGUCUCAUGGCGUGAUGGUCUGCGGGUGGACUUCAGUUGUGCCGCGACCACAGACCGCGCUGCACGUUUCUUUGCCAGUGUUCUGUGUGCCGGUGACUGCAGCAAGCGCGAGCGCAAGAAUCUGCCAAGAGAUUUCGGAGAGCGGUUGGCGACUCGCUCCAAACGACACGUGAGUUGCAGUUUGCUCAUUACAUUUCAGUUCAUCAUGAUAUGCUUGCGAUUGAGUUUUAUACAUAACAACAAU
This is a messenger RNA of Gryllus bimaculatus (two-spotted cricket), 276 nucleotides long. Lineage: Eukaryota; Metazoa; Arthropoda; Insecta; Orthoptera; Gryllidae. The record is from the annotation of a GenBank genome assembly.